CCCCCCCUCCAUCACUAACCCUCCCCAAGCGCCGGACUGCAGCUGCCUUGACCAUGGCAGGGGGUCGCAGAGGUCUGGUUGCCCCCCAAAACACCUUUUUGGAGAAUAUUGUCAGGAGAUCUAAUGAUACUAAUUUUGUCUUGGGUAAUGCCCAGAUAGUGGAUUGGCCAAUUGUCUACAGCAAUGACGGGUUCUGCAAGCUAUCGGGAUACCACCGAGCUGAAGUUAUGCAAAAAAGUAGCACAUGCAGCUUUAUGUAUGGGGAGUUGACAGACAAAGAGACUAUUGAAAAAGUCCGACAGACAUUUGAGAAUUACGAGAUGAAUUCCUUUGAAAUUUUAAUGUAUAAGAAGAACCGGACACCCGUGUGGUUCUUUGUAAAAAUCGCUCCCAUUCAAAAUGAACAGGACAAAGUGGUAUUGUUUCUUUGCACUUUCAGUGACAUCACAGCCUUUAAGCAACCAAUUGAAGAUGAUUCAACAAAGGGCUGGGGUAAACUUGCACGUUUAACAAGAGCUUUGACAAGCAGCAGAGGGGUCUUACAACAGCUUGCUCCCACCGUCCAUAAAGGGGAAAAUGUACACAAACACUUCCGGCUUGCCGAGGUGCUGCAGCUUGGCUCUGAGAUUCUUCCACAAUACAAACAAGAAGCCCCGAAGACCCCUCCUCAUAUCAUUCUUCAUUACUGUGUCUUCAAAACCACCUGGGAUUGGGUCAUCUUGAUAUUAACGUUUUACACUGCUAUCCUGGUCCCUUACAACGUUUCCUUCAAAACCAAACAGAACAACGUGGCCUGGCUGGUGCUGGACAGUAUCGUGGAUGUCAUAUUUCUGGUGGACAUUGUACUAAAUUUUCACACCACCUUUGUUGGGCCUGCUGGGGAAGUCAUUUCAGACCCAAAGUUAAUAAGAAUGAACUACUUGAAGACUUGGUUUGUCAUUGAUCUCUUGUCCUGUUUGCCGUAUGAUGUCAUCAAUGCCUUUGAAAAUGUGGAUGAGGGUAUCAGCAGCCUUUUCAGUUCCUUGAAAGUGGUGAGGCUUUUACGGCUGGGACGUGUGGCGCGAAAACUGGAUCACUACAUCGAGUAUGGAGCUGCAGUCUUGGUCCUUCUGGUCUGUGUGUUCGGCUUGGCUGCCCAUUGGUUGGCUUGUAUCUGGUACAGCAUUGGCGAUUAUGAAGUCAUCAACGAGGACACAAACACCAUUAGGAAUGAGAGCUGGCUGUCUCAAUUGGGAAUGACCAUUGGAUCCCCCUACAGGUUUAAUGUUACAGGUUCUGGGAAGUGGGAAGGUGGACCAAGCAAGAAUUCUGUCUACAUCUCCUCACUGUACUUUACAAUGACCAGCCUCACUAGUGUUGGCUUUGGAAAUAUUGCACCGACAACUGAUGGAGAGAAGAUCUUUGCUGUGGCCAUGAUGAUGAUUGGAUCUCUUCUAUAUGCAACUAUUUUUGGUAAUGUGACCACCAUCUUCCAGCAAAUGUAUGCCAACACCAACCGCUACCAUGAAAUGCUGAACAGUGUGAGGGACUUCCUCAAACUUUACCAAGUGCCCAAAGGACUGAGUGAGCGUGUGAUGGAUUACAUAGUGUCUACCUGGUCCAUGUCUCGGGGGAUCGAUACUGAAAAGGUUUUGCAGAUUUGUCCUAAAGACAUGCGAGCAGAUAUCUGUGUCCACCUGAACCGCAAAGUAUUUAAAGAGCACCCUGCAUUUCGCCUAGCUAGUGAUGGGUGUCUGAGGGCGCUCGCCAUGGAGUUCCAAACCGUACAUUGUGCCCCAGGCGAUCUCAUCUACCAUGCCGGGGAGAGUAUAGACACCCUCUGCUUUGUGGUAUCUGGCUCCUUGGAAGUCAUCCAGGAUGAUGAAGUCGUUGCUAUUUUGGGCAAGGGCGAUGUGUUUGGAGACAUAUUUUGGAAGGAGACCACUCUCGCACCAUCCUGCGCUAACGUCAGAGCUCUAACCUACUGUGAUCUUCAUGUCAUUAAGAGAGAUGCCUUACAAAAAGUCCUAGACUUCUACACUGCCUUUUCACACUCCUUUUCCCGAAACCUGAUUCUGACCUACAACUUACGCAAAAGGAUAGUGUUCCGGAAGAUCAGUGAUGUGAAAAGAGAGGAAGAAGAGUGGAUGAAAAGUAAAAAUGAAGCACCAUUGAUCCUCCCACCCGACCACCCUGUCCGGCGACUCUUUCAGAGAUUCCGCCAGCAGAAAGAGGCCCGUCUUGCAGCUGAGAGGGGAAGGGAUCCCAAUGAUAUUGAGAAAGGCAACAUACUGGUGGAACAUUCCGUGCGCAACACCAUAAAAGCCAGCUUGGUUACAGUCACAGAAAGUCCUGCAACACCGACAUCAUUCCAGGCCGCGUCCACCUCCGGAGUGUCAGACCGUGCCAAACUACAUGCUCCAGUAUCUGAAACAGCUGGAAGUAAAGUGGCCGGGGAGUUGGUGAAAAGGAAAGGGUGGGCCAGGUUUAGAGAUGCAUGUGGGAAAGGGGAGGAUUGGAACAAAGUGGCUAAGGCAGAGUCUAUGGAAAUACUGCCUGACAGAACUAAACCCUCAGGGGAGGCUACCUUAAAGAAGACAGAUUCAUGUGACAGUGGCAUUACAAAAAGUGAUUUACGCUUAGACAGUGUUGGAGAGACUAGAAGCCCCCAGGACCGAAGUCCUGUACAGACAGAGGUUAAACACACUUUUUAUCCCAUUCCAGAACAGACUCUUCAAGCUACAGUGUUAGAGGUGAAGCUUGAGUUAAAAGAAGACAUUAAAGCCUUGAACUCAAAAAUGACCAAUAUUGAAAAACAGCUUGCUGAGAUUCUAAGAAUAUUGGCCUCAAGAAGAUGUUCACAGUCGCCCCAAGAAAUCUUUGAAAUAUCACGGCCCCAGUCUCCAGAGUCAGAGAGGGACAUAUUUGGAUCAAGCUAA
Molecule: messenger RNA, 2918 nt
Organism: Nanorana parkeri
Lineage: Eukaryota; Metazoa; Chordata; Amphibia; Anura; Dicroglossidae
Gene: KCNH1
Product: potassium voltage-gated channel subfamily H member 1
Exons: 11
Coding region: 54-2918 (954 amino acids)
Biological process (GO): regulation of membrane potential; potassium ion transmembrane transport
Cellular component (GO): membrane
Molecular function (GO): delayed rectifier potassium channel activity
Source: RefSeq, a predicted model, not a curated record